This is a messenger RNA of Brienomyrus brachyistius, 3614 nucleotides long. Its product is annotated as protein Hook homolog 2-like. Gene Ontology annotation, molecular function: microtubule binding; dynein light intermediate chain binding. The record is from RefSeq and is a predicted model, not a curated record. Lineage: Eukaryota; Metazoa; Chordata; Actinopteri; Osteoglossiformes; Mormyridae. Gene Ontology annotation, biological process: cytoskeleton-dependent intracellular transport; cytoplasmic microtubule organization. The transcript has 22 exons. The coding region runs from base 114 to 2240 and encodes 708 amino acids. Gene Ontology annotation, cellular component: centrosome; cytoplasm.
CGCCGGCGGAAAAACGCGAGAGUUACCGGGAGCUCGGAGGCCGUGUCCGAUAACCCGAGAGUGCGACUCGGCCGCUUUGGUGACACAGGCAGCCAGGUUUCACAAGGACGACGAUGAGUUUAGAUAAAGCUGAGCUUUGCGACUCGUUGUUAAGCUGGCUGCAGACAUUUCAAGCCCCUUCCUGCGCCAGCAAGGCGGACCUGACCAAUGGAGUGGCUAUCGCUCAUGCCCUGCACAGCAUAGACUCAUCCUGGUUCAACGAGACAUGGGUCAGCAGGAUUAAGGACGAAAGGGGGACCAACUGGCGACUGAAGGUUAGCAAUCUAAAGAAGAUCCUUCAGAGCAUGUUGGAGUAUUACCACGAUGUGUUGGGUCAGCAAGUGUUAGAUGAGCACCUGCCUGAUGUCAGUCUCAUUGGAGAGAUGGGAGACGUGACAGAAUUGGCGAAGUUGGUGCAGCUUGUUCUGGGUUGUGCUGUCAGCUGUGAGAAGAAGCAAGAACACAUCCAACAGAUAGUGACCCUGGAGGAGUCGGUGCAGCACGUCCUCAUGGCCUCCAUUCAGGAGCUCUUGACAAAGGAGACUGUGGAAUCGGGGACCCCAGAGACCUAUGGAGACUUUGACUACCAGUCCCGGAAAUACUAUUUCCUCAGUGAGGAGAUGGAGGAGAAGGAGGACUUGAGCAAGCGUUGCCGGGACUUGGAGCAUCAGCUGUCGGUUGCCGCCGAAGAGAAGACCGUGCUGUCGGCAGAGAUUCGCUCCCUCAAGGAGCAGCUGAGUCACCGCGACACGCUGGAUGCCUCGUCCACCAUCACGGGCAAGAAGCUGUUGCUGCUGCAGAGCCAGAUGGAGCAGCUGCAGGAGGAGAACUUCAGGCUGGACAGCGCUAAGGAUGACCUGCGGACUCGCGCCGAGCUGCUAGAGCGCGAGGCUUCCGACCUGCAGCAGCGCAACGAGCAGCUCACCAGCCUGGCCCAGGAGGCCCAGGCUCUGAAGGAUGAGAUGGACAUCCUGAGACACACGUCGGAGCGCGUGAGCGGCCUAGAGGCACUGGUGGACACGUACAAGCGCAAACUGGAGGACCUGGGCGACCUACGGCGGCAGGUGCGUCUGCUGGAGGAGCGUAACACGGUGUACAUGCAGCGCACCUGCGAGCUGGAAGAAGAGCAGCGGCGCAGCUGUGCAGUGCGCAGCCAACUGGACGGCUACAAGAGCCAGGUUCACGAGCUGCACGCCAAGCACACGUCGGAGGCUGUGAAGGCGGAGAAGUGGCAGUUUGAGUACAAUAACCUCUACGACAAGUAUGAAGCCCUGCAGAAGGAGAAGGAGCGCCUCAUCUCGGAGCGGGACACCCUGCGGGAGACCAACGAGGAGCUCCGCUGCGCGCAGGUGCAGCAGACAUUUCUCAGCCAAUCGGGUGGCCUGUGUGAUGACUCGGCUUCCACUGUGGGAAACCUGGCUUCUGAGAUCAUGCCCACAGAGUUCAAGGAGACGGUGGUACGGCUGCAGAGCGAGAACAGGAUGCUGUGCGCGCAGGAGGAGAGCUACAGGCUGCAGCUGGCCGAGGUGCAGAGCCAGCUGGAGGAGUCACAGAGGAGACACAACACCCUGGAGACCCAGAACAGGCUGGACCGGCAGCAGAUCGCAGAGCUGCGCAGUCAGGUGGAGGAGCUGCAGAGGGCGCUGCAGGAGCAGGGCAGCAAGGCGGAGGAUUCAUCCUUGUUGAAGAAGAAACUGGAAGAGCACCUGGAGAAGCUUCAUGAAGCUCAUUCAGACCUGCAGAAGAAGAAGGAGGUCAUCGACGACCUGGAGCCCGGCAUGGAUAACAACAUGGCCAAGAAGAUCAGCGAGCUGCAGGAGAUCCUGAGGAAGAAGGAUGAGGACAUGAAGCAGAUGGAGCAGCACUACCAGCAGUAUGUGGAGAAGGCUCAGACGGUGAUAAAGACUGUGGACCCCAAGAAAAAGUCCAGCUCUCCAGAGGUGCAGAAUCUCAGGAACCAGUUAAAUGAGAAGGAGAAGAAGCUCCACUACCUCGAGCAAGACUUCGAGAAGUCAAAAUCCAGACACGAUCAGGAGGAGAAGCUCAUCAUCAGCGCCUGGUACAACAUGGGCAUGGCUCUCCAUCAGAAGGUCGUGGGUGAGCGCACGGGGUCCCCAGGCCAGGCGCAGUCCUUCCUAGCCCAGCAGAGACAGGCCACCUACGCCAGACGCAGCCUCUCUGCCAGGCUGCAGCACAGAUGAGCCCUUUGUUCCAGGGAGUGUAUUGGGGGAAAACGGAAAACGCUUCAUGGUUUGAGGAGGUGUAUAACGGCACAACACGGUGCAAAGCAUUUUAUCUUCCUCACUUGGCCCCUACUACCCUAACCCAAUAAGUAUUUGCUGUUUUUAUUUGGUUUUAUUCCACUACUUCCCUCCCUGCUGUACAUUUGUUUUUUUUAAUGGUGUGCUGCUUCCCCCUACUGGCCCAUGAAGGUAAAUGCAGACGCUGAGAGUCUGAGACUUGGUGGCGCCGGUUGGCCUCUUUGUAAAAGUACACGCCUUACAGUGAAGGAACGUGGCGCCUUAAUGAUUUCGGCUCGAGACACUACCAUUUAGAGGGGGGGGUUCCUUUAAAAAGGCUGCAGCUACAGAACCUUUGCCUUUAUGGGUUUUUUGGUGGGAAUUUUAAAGUAAUUACCAAGUAGCAAUUACUGUGUAGUUCGUUUUACUGGAGUGAUUUUGUUCUUACUCUUUAAAAAAAAAAAACUACUGAUGAUGAAAUCAUUUGGUGGCUUUUAAAUGUGCACUUUUGGUACAUGUCCUGUACAGAGAGACACUCAUCUCAUGACCUUGGCGUAAACAUUUUCUGAAGGUAUGGGGAAAAUUUAAAAAAUUUUCCAUGCAGUAUCUGUCACGAUCAUCAGGCACUUUUUAUAGCGGAUUUUGCUCUGAAUAUUACUAUGAAAACUGACUGUCUCCCAGUAUGCACCAAAUUAGUACACUGGCCUUCUAAUGUGACUCAUUUUAACUGGAAGACUGAAGGCUGCUCAUGUCACUGAUGUGCGGCAGCUGUAGAUGUUGGUACUGCGCUGUGGGUGUACGGGGAGCCUUUAGAAAUGUACUUCUUUAGUACAGGUACACUGGAUGCCUCCCCUUUGAGUGUCUGACGCUUCUCCAGUUUUCCUGUCCUGCUCCUUACUUUCUCUGAAUCACUGUCAUUGAUGUUUCACUGUUGAAACCAAAGUUUUAAAUGCUUGCAGUUUUUUUUGUUUGUCUUUGCUUGUUGUUUUUUCUUUUGCUCUGAUUCAGAAGCUGAAUCGUCCCCGAGUUCCUUUUUGUCUCGUUCUCCUGGUGUGACGCUGUAGCUGCUUCCAUGGGGUGGGGGGGGGGACCUUUGGGAGGACCUUUGGGAGGACCCCCUGCUUGCCAGCUGCUGCUCCGGCUUCAGACUGAGACUGACUCUGGGUGGGGGGGGGGGGGAGGUCUGGCUGUUGCCGUCCCGCAAACUUAUGGAAACUGUUUGUUGUGAAACGGCUUCAAAUUUUUGUUUUUAUCCUACCAAGGUGGUUUUACAAGUGGAGCUCGUCUGUUUUCUGUUAUCCACACUAGAAAUAAAACAGACAUUAAGUACCACAA